AUGGCAAGUCAGUUGGAGAGAAAGCAAACGAAUCUGAUAGACGUCUAUCAGGACUGCUCGUUCAAUUUCCGGAAACAAACUAGAAAAUUUCGAGACGAAAAGCUUCAGGAAUUCUGUGAUGCAUCACCCGAAAAAUGCCGAAUCAAUCUGAAACUACCGUUGCUAAAACGCGAUAGUGGAGGCCUGCUUGAUGUGAAUUUCGAAAAGCAAUUAGUUGAAAUACUAGAUGAGGUUCGCUAUCUACUCAUGAUGAGUGGCGAGGGGGCCUGUACUAAUGAAUUACCCACGGAAUUUGAGAAAAACAUUGUCUCUACGAUCGAAAAAUUAAAGGAAAAAUUACCUCAGGAAACUAUACAACUAUUUGAGAGAUCUGAUCCUAUUCGGCAAGCGAGACUUAAAUUGAAUCAAAUCUCAAGUGCUUAUAACACCGUACGUCAACGGUGUUACACGGUUGAGUAUCCUCUAAUUUCAACAAAAAUGAAAAAUUUCGAAGAUGCGUUAUCACCAGCUUUUGACCAAAUGAAUUGGGAAAAUUAUGAUAUUGAAUUCAUUGACAAAAACCUGGCAGUUAUAAACGAUUUGAGAAGUAGGGUUCUGUCUGCGCAGGAGAAUCUACGAAGAAUCAGGGAUCUUGCAUCUUCGUGGAGUACUGUCCCAUUGUAUCAGGGAAAGGAAGGAAAGUUUGAUUGCUUAAUCCCAUUGAAGGAUCAAAGAUUGAUUAAGGAAACUCGAUAUCGGGAAAUCCUCAACAUAUCUGAUCAGAUACUUCACAUUGUAGCAGAAAACUUAUAUCUAUAUAACGCGGAUCCAGAUUCUAGGGAAUGGUUGGCCUAUCAGGAAGUGAUGGAAGAUGCAAUAUUAGAGGGCCUCACUGAAGCAGUUCGUUGCAGUCUUGCCUAUCUUGCUGACCACACGGAUAAAACAACGAAUGAUUUGCCAAUCAUGCAAGGAUCUCUUUUAAUUGAGGGAACUCAACUGCAAUUCAAGCCGGCCAUGCACGAUACUCAAGGCGAGAGUCUAAUGGAUUUAAUGGACAACUUAGUUCAGGAUAUUACCGAUCAAUCACGAUUAAUUCCACUUCUCUCCAGCCACCCAACACUUCCAGAUAUCAAGGCAGAAAGAGAAUCUAAGACAGAGAUAAUCAACGAAGAAGACAACACUCCUGAGACAGAGAGCAAAACCAGUAGUGCACAUAUCGAUGAAGAUGAAAAGGAGAUUAAGACAAACAAGGAUACGUCUAUUUCCACAGAAAAAGAUGACAGCAAUAAAAUUGUAUACUCUCAAAUAUCUAACGAUGAAAUACUAAAAACCAUCAAGGAAAGAAAGGGAUUUUCUCAGCUUGUCAUGCAGACACCUGAGAUAGCUGAUCUGAUAUUGAAAAUCACCGACCAUGUCAAUGCG
Rodentolepis nana is the source of this 1401-nucleotide messenger RNA. NCBI's taxonomy places the organism in Eukaryota, Metazoa, Platyhelminthes, Cestoda, Cyclophyllidea, Hymenolepididae. The record is from the annotation of a GenBank genome assembly.